This is a messenger RNA of Eucalyptus grandis, 2447 nucleotides long. Its product is annotated as pentatricopeptide repeat-containing protein At3g29230-like. Gene Ontology annotation, biological process: RNA modification. Bases 212 to 2128 code for a protein of 638 amino acids. Lineage: Eukaryota; Viridiplantae; Streptophyta; Magnoliopsida; Myrtales; Myrtaceae. The transcript has a single exon. Gene Ontology annotation, molecular function: protein binding; RNA binding. The record is from RefSeq and is a predicted model, not a curated record.
AAUCAGUUCUCUUCCAGAUUGCAGAACGCAGCCAUACGAGCAAUUUUCCUGCUUUGGAUUAUCCAGUCGAGGAAGCGUUUUGACUUAUUGCAUCAGAAGGGAGAGAAUGCCGGAGGACAGCCGGAAGAAGUACGCAGAUCAGAUGUCGAGGUGAUCUCUGUCUCUCUCUGUCUCUGUCUCUGUUUCUCUGCCUCUCGGCGAUGAAUUGGAUAUGACCACAUCGAUCAAAAGCUGCUACUUCUUGAGUUCUGAAUCUAUUUGUAUAGGAAGCUCAAACAAGACCUGUUCAGCAUCGACCAAAAGACUGGCCUUUGCGCCAAAAAUAGGGAAGCUAUUUUCCUAUUUCCUUCAGAAGCUCCCUCAUCGUCUGUUGGAAAAACAAUUAAUAGCCCUGUUACAGUCAUGUAGGACCAAGAAACAACUUCAUCAAAUCCAUGCCCAGGUUUUCUGUCAUGGCCUUGAACGAAACCAUUAUGUCGCUCCCAAAAUCAUCACAACUUGUGCUCAGCUCAAGGAAAUGGGACACGCCCAUAAAGCCUUCGACCACAUUCUCGACCCGAAUGUUUCACUCUGGAACGCCAUGUUCAGGGGGUACUCUCAAAAUGAAUUGAACAGGGAGGUCGUUCGUUUGUUCAGUCAAAUGAGAAGCAUGGGCGUGAUGCCUAACUGCUUCACUUUCCCUGUUGUGCUUAAAUCCUGUGGCAAGAUCAACGCUUUAAUGGAAGGCCAGGAAGUGCAUUGUUUUGUGAUGAAGUCCGGUUUUAAAGACGACCCUUUUGUAGGUACCACCUUGAUUGAAAUGUACUCAACCGGGGGAAAAGCUGGUACUGCUUACAAGGCCUUUGGCGAGAUGCUCGAGAGGAAUGUCGUUGCAUGGACCUUGAUGAUCCAUGGGUACAUCUCGUGUGGAGAUGUAGGCUCAGCGAGGCAUCUGUUCGACAUGGCUCCUGAACGUGACAUAGUGUUGUGGAACACCAUGAUCUCCGGUUAUAUAAAAGCUGGGGACAUGGCGGCUGCACGGGAGCUCUUCAAUGCCAUGCCCAAUCGGGAUGUUAUGUCGUGGAACACUAUGUUAAAUGGUUAUGCUAAUAAUGGUGAUCUAGAUGCUUGUGAAAUGAUGUUUGAAGAGAUGCCUGAACGAAACAUUUUCUCAUGGAACGGCUUGAUUGGAGGAUAUGCCCUCAAUGGCAAUUUCUUGCGAGUCUUGGCUACUUUCAAGAGAAUGUUAAUUGAAGGCACUGUGAGCCCAAACGAUGCCACUCUAAUGACUGUUUUGUCUGCGUGCGGUAGACUAGGAUCUCUUGAUUUGGGUAAGUGGGUACAUGUAUAUGCCGAGAGCCAUGGAUAUGGCGGGAAUACAUAUGUUGUCAAUGCUUUGAUCGACAUGUAUGCGAAAUGCGGGACGGUAGAGAAUGCCCUUUAUGUGUUCGUCAAUAUGAGCACGAAGGACUUGAUUUCUUGGAAUACCGUAAUAAAUGGUUUGGCAAUCCAUGGCCGUGGGGCUGACGCCUUGAGUUUGUUCGAGCAGAUGAAACGUGCUGGAGUAAAACCAGAUGGAAUCACAUUCAUAGGCGUCUUGUGUGCCUGCACGCAUAUGGGAAUGGUUGCAGAUGGUUUCUCGCACUUCCAGUCCAUGAUCGAUGAUUACUCGCUUGUGCCUCGAAUGGAGCAUUAUGGCUGCAUGGUCGAUUUGCUUGCUCGAGCUGGACUUUUGGUCCAGGCUGUUGAAUUUGUGAACAAGAUGCCCGUAAAAGCCGAUGCUGUAAUCUGGGCUACCUUGCUCGGAGCCUGCCGGCUACAUAAAAAUGUUGACUUGGCUGAAGUAGCCCUCCAUCAGUUAAAUGAACUUGAACCAGGAAAUCCCACCAAUUACGUUACGCUUUCGAAUAUAUACAGGGAUGUCGGAAAGUGGAAGGAUGUGGCAAGAUUGAAAGCUGCAAUGAAAGAUACCGGGCGUAGAAAACUUCCUGGAUGUAGCUUGAUUGAGGUCAAUGAUGAUAUUGUUGAGUUCUAUUCCCUGGAUGAGAGGCAUCCUGAUGGUCAUGAAAUAUACGAAGCCUUGGACGGUUUAAUAAAACUAUCAAGGUCAUCUGGGUAUGAAUCUGACUUAACUUCGUUUGAGCAGUGAACUUACAGAAGAAGAGGUACCUCUUGAAUAUUAGAAAUAUAUUUGGGAGAUUCUGUAUAUUUCUUGGAUUGUAAUUAACAUUGUAAUACUCCGUCACUUUAGCGAAGCCUGAUCUGAGAAAGCCUAUAGAAUCUGUUCCAUGAUGAAUGUACCAACAACAACCGCAUCAGCUGCAUUUUCUCCGUUUGUCCAUAGCCUUCAGUUGCUGUUUCGGCUGCUUGUUUCAAAGUGAAGAAUACUACCACCAGACUUGCUCUCCUCAAAUAAGCCAUGCCGUGAAGUUUCAUCACAAAUGGCGGCCGAAUGCUGCCUCACACGA